GCAAUCAUCGCCCGCCGCCGCGUUCCCCGCCGCGCGCGCGCCGCCUGCCACUCGCCGUUCGCCGCCGCAGAAUGAGUGCGCUGUGGGCCCGCCGCCGCCAGGACAUCGCCGCUGCCGGAUACCCUGUUCCUGCGAUCCGAAGUAUUUGGACAAUGGAGAUGAAUUUCCGAGACCUGGUGACCGGAACCGUAGCGGAAUGGGUCUCACUCCGAGGCCCUGAAGCAGCGUCCGCGGACUCUGGAUGGACUCCGUCGGAGGCCGAGGACCUAAAGCCUGCGCCUCAGCGUGGGAAAAGGCAGACUAAACCACUUGAACCGCUGCGGAUAGAAUUUCCUGUGACUACAACAUCACCUCCAGGAUUUCAGUCUGGAACAGUGCAACUGGGAGUGACAGAGGCUGACAGCAUGUUCCACGGAGGCCUGAAAGCGGAGGCGACGGAGACGGAAACCUCAACAUCUGCAGUCCCACAGACGACCUCACCUUACUCUGGCUUCGACUCGUUGCUCUCGACUCCCACCCCCUCCUCCCCAGCAUUCUAUUACUCAGACAUUUCACCUCUGGCUUCGCUGUUCGAGCCUACCGUAGCCCCCGGGGUCUCGCUCAGGGCAUCCCCAGCAUCGUCGGAUGAGUCUUCGUCCUUCACUAUUUUUGUCCCCGUUUCCCUCGCGUCGCCCUCGUCCCCGGAUGCCACGGCAGGAGCAAGCGGACAGGACUCUACUGCCGGGCCUGCGCGACGCGUACGCAGGAGCAACAGGAGGCGGUCUCAGCCAUACAAAUUGAACGACUCCCUGGUGUUUUGGGAAGAUGCGAAAAGAGACGUGGACAUUCAUGACGUGGACACUCAUAGCCGGGAAAGGACACAGGGCGACGCGGGACCAGCCCCUCCUGCAGAAGCCACAGCCUCCACGUCCGACCGCACCAGCAACAGGUCGCCCGAGGAAGGUCUCACCAUGAAGGAGAAAUACAUCAAGAUAAGGGCUCUGAACAACGAAGCCUCCAGGCGGUGCAGGAAGAGGAGGUUGGAAAAACUAAAGGCAAUGGAAAGUGAAGAAAAGGAUCUAGCACAGAAGAACCAGGAGAUGAAGAAGACGCUGAACCUGCUGAAGAAGAUGAGAGACAAACUAAGUGUUGCGGUGGGAAACAUUUUCAAGAAAACAACGUAAUUAGUGGGAAGAUUUGUUGUUUUGGAGUCUUUUGUGAAAUAUUUGUAUUUUAAUGUAAUAAAAAGAAACCCUUAUUUAAA
Messenger RNA from Penaeus vannamei (Pacific white shrimp), 1243 nucleotides. Its product is annotated as transcription factor zip-3. NCBI's taxonomy places the organism in Eukaryota, Metazoa, Arthropoda, Malacostraca, Decapoda, Penaeidae. Gene Ontology annotation, biological process: regulation of DNA-templated transcription. The record is from RefSeq and is a predicted model, not a curated record. Gene Ontology annotation, molecular function: DNA-binding transcription factor activity.